AUGGGGCCACCGUGCAAGACAUGCAGCUUCUCAGUGGCCAAGUGGGAUCCAUGCUCCCCGCCUCUCUGUGGAGGAAAGAGACCUACCCCAGAUGGGGCAGCGGAGGAAGGGCCAGGUCACAGCAGGGCAAAAGGAAGGGGGCGGGGAACCCACAGCCCAAGCCUCCUCCUCUCUGGGAAGACAAGCUCCCUGCUGUGGCCGCUGAGAGUGCUGGCUCUGGAAUUUCAAGGGCUCAGUUUGCUCAGCUGGAAAGUGGGAGGAACAGAAGCCAUCCCCUGGGGCUCCGAGGUCCUGCAGACAGGAUGCUGGCUCAGAAAAUGGCAUCUGCCCAGGAGGAAAGCCAGUCCCCAAAAAGGUUACAUCCUCUACGAUUCCCUUCAGAUAGCAUAUUUGAAGUCACACAAUGAUAUCGCGAUGGAAGACAGAUUAGGGACACGGCGGAUGGAGGUGGAGUCGGGGCGUGGUUAUGAAAGAGCCCCAGGAGGGAUCCUUGUGCCGUUGGAAAUGUCCUGCAUCCUGCCUGUGACGGAGGAUCCACAAACCUGUGAUGAAAUUGUGUGGAACUAG
This is a messenger RNA of Rangifer tarandus platyrhynchus (Svalbard reindeer), 567 nucleotides long. The record is from the annotation of a GenBank genome assembly. NCBI's taxonomy places the organism in Eukaryota, Metazoa, Chordata, Mammalia, Artiodactyla, Cervidae.